Molecule: messenger RNA, 1534 nt
Organism: Selaginella moellendorffii
Lineage: Eukaryota; Viridiplantae; Streptophyta; Lycopodiopsida; Selaginellales; Selaginellaceae
Exons: 11
Coding region: 1-1449 (482 amino acids)
Source: RefSeq, a predicted model, not a curated record
AUGGCGGGAAAUGAUAUUCUAGGGUUUAUAGAAUGGGCGAGGAAGGAGCUCGAGGAGUACCGGCGGCGGCACGACGAUGGCGCAGCGGUGCCCGGAUGGGCGUGGAUGAUGUCGCGCGUCUUUUCGUGCUGCCAAGCUCAUCCCCGCGUGGUCACGGAAGGGAUUCUUCUCGCGGAGCUCUUCCAGGCCUGGGGCGAGAGGGAGCGCGGCAGAGGCAGAGGGAGGCUUGCGGAGAAUCACCCCGUGAUGCAAAUGAAGAGGACGAGGAGGGCGCGGUAUCAGCAUUUGGCAAAUGCUGUGACUGUCGACUCGAUUCUGGAGAAGAAGUUUGUUUCUCUGGAUGCCGUGAUGGAGGUCGUUGUUCUGGACAUCCACGUCUUGCCUGGGAGCAAUAGCUAUCUUCUUACGCUUGGAGAUCUUUCCAGCGGGAACACAGUCGACCACUAUCUGCACCGAAAAUUUUUUGACAUGGUACAUGAUGAGGAGGGAACUAUUAAGAGAGGUCGAGAUCUACGCAUGACAGGUUGUAGGCUGAGAGUUGGAGAUGGAUCGUGUGCUCCGCGUCUUUUACCCACAGAGCACCUAGUAGUCCUACUUGACGAGGACCAAGAACACGAUGCAAUGCUGCUCGGCGAGCAGUUUCUCUCUGACACUUUCCCGUCUAUACAACGUGGAGCUGCCGGAGAUUACCAUAUUUAUGCCAAACUGGAAAAGUCCAUGGAGACUGAGACGAACGGCGACAGAAGAUGGAAAACAAUCUUACUUGUUGAUAGUGAGGGAAUCACGGUGCCAUUCGUCCUGUGGAAUGACCAGGUUCCUAUCGCCACUUUGCUAAGUGACGGAAGCAUGUUGGCCCUUGAACGACCCUUUGUAAACUGUGACACAAUGGAGAUAAGCCUGGAGUCUGGAACAUGCACUCGGAUCUAUUGUGUGCCGCCCUGUCUUCAACUCGAGCAAGAGGUGACAGUAGCGUCUGAUCACGAAACAUGUCUUGGAUCGGAAGUGCUAAUUCCACGCAACCCACACGGUGCUGUUGAUCUCAACCAUUUCCCCGCUCGUGACUUGAGACCAAAGAUGUUCAACCUUGCAGUUUAUGGUACAGCAGCGUUUGUUGGUUGUCAGAUUUCAUCUGCCAAGCAACCAUCUAUACUGUCUAUUAACGACGACACGGGAAUUAUCGAGAUUGAGCUUCAGUUCAUGCUGGAGAGCUGGUCUUUUGGCGAGGUUUAUUCCGGACAACUUGUGUUUAUAUCCGGCCUUGCUACUUAUACAGAUACUGGUGAAAGGCUGAAAUGUUCUUGGACCGAGAGCACGGAAGGAGCAUCUUUCGUGAAGGUUUCCCAUCUCACUGCAGUCAUCUCUUCCCCGUGUCUUCACAGCAUUGUUCCUGUCUCUCGAUGGUCUAGCUAUGGCCAGGUAGGAGAGAUUCCUUUUAAGCUCUCUAUUUGACCUGAGAAGAUGAUGUCGUAAGGCUCGAAAGAGUGGAGCUCCAGCUUCAUAAAAUACACGGUGCUUGUGGUCGGCGUGUGACGGA